CAGACCGAGCUCCGAGGACGCACGGCGGCUGACAACACCCGAAGAUGAAUGAGACUGCCAUUUCCUUCGCCAAGGACUUCCUGGCUGGAGGUAUCGCCGCUGCCAUCUCCAAAACAGCUGUAGCGCCCAUCGAGAGAGUCAAGCUUCUCUUGCAGGUUCAACAUGCCAGCAGACAGAUUACGGUGGACCAGCAGUACAAGGGCAUCAUUGACUGCGUGGUCCGUAUCCGCAGAGAGCAGGGCUUCUACUCGUACUGGAGGGGGAACCUGGCCAACGUCAUCCGAUACUUCCCCACCCAGGCCCUCAACUUUGCUUUCAAGGACAAGUACAAGAAGGUCUUCCUCGAUGGCGUGGACAGGCACAAGCAGUUCUGGAGAUACUUCGCGGGCAACCUGGCGUCGGGCGGCGCCGCCGGAGCCACGUCCCUCUGCUUCGUCUACCCACUCGACUUCGCCAGAACACGCUUGGCGGCCGAUGUCGGCAAGAGCGGACACGAGCGCGAGUUCAAAGGUCUGGGCGACUGCUUGGUGAAGAUCACCAAGUCAGACGGCAUCAAGGGUCUGUAUCAGGGCUUCAACGUCUCCGUACAGGGCAUCAUCAUCUACAGGGCUGCUUACUUCGGCAUGUACGACACCGCAAAGGGCAUGCUUCCAGACCCCAAGAACACACACAUCAUUGUCAGCUGGAUGAUCGCUCAGUCUGUGACUGCUGUCGCCGGUCUUGCAUCCUACCCCUUCGACACCGUCCGUCGUCGUAUGAUGAUGCAGUCUGGACGCAAAGGAGCCGACAUCAUGUACAGUGGAACCAUUGACUGCUGGAGGAAGAUCUCACGUGAUGAGGGCGGCAAGGCCUUCUUCAAGGGAGCACUGUCUAAUGUGCUCCGAGGCAUGGGUGGAGCCUUCGUGCUCGUCUUGUACGACGAGCUCAAGAAAGUCAUCUAAGGUGUUUUUGUACGUGUACUGUUCAUGUUCUGAAGUUUAACUGUAACAUAUGUACAUUUGGAAGGACUUAAAUAUAUCUCUAUAUUUAUAGGGACCAACUAGUAUGUUCUGCUAGUUGUACCUGGGGAAUCUGUCCUGCACUGUUUUCUAGGCCCAUGCUAUUUCUUUUAAAUAUUUUUGCCCCUCACCUGAAUGUAAGUCCCUGAACCCGGGAACCUUGAGGGGAAAAAGAUAAAUAAAGGAA
This is a messenger RNA of Limanda limanda (common dab), 1185 nucleotides long. It is a transcript of the gene slc25a5, whose product is annotated as solute carrier family 25 member 5. The transcript has 4 exons. NCBI's taxonomy places the organism in Eukaryota, Metazoa, Chordata, Actinopteri, Pleuronectiformes, Pleuronectidae. Gene Ontology annotation, molecular function: ATP:ADP antiporter activity. The coding region runs from base 45 to 941 and encodes 298 amino acids. Gene Ontology annotation, biological process: mitochondrial ADP transmembrane transport; mitochondrial ATP transmembrane transport. The record is from RefSeq and is a predicted model, not a curated record. Gene Ontology annotation, cellular component: mitochondrial inner membrane.